GCAAUCCCUGCUGUUCGUUCGGGGAUCGUAGGCUUUUACAUAUCAUCCCCGUGGUGUGAUCGACUAGUCGCCGAGAACCUGCUGACCAGCCGCGAUGUACGCUCUUCUUGCUCGGGUUUGCCUGACGGCGGCUCUGUUCUGUGAGGUCUCCGCUGUUCUACCGCCAUACAUAAAACCGUGCAAGAAGAGCGAGCCAGACAUCAACGAAUGCAUCACAAACUCAAUCGAAGAGCUUCGCGAGAAACUAUCCGUAGGAAUCCCGGAAUUAGAGGCGCCUCCGAUAGAACCACUUCUCUUAAAGGAAAUUCGUCUGACUCGAGGGCCAAUCGGUGCGAGACUCGAUGUCAAUCUGACGAAUUUGAAGGUAUCUGGUCCUUCGAGAUUCAAAGUGAGGGACUUGAAAGCAGACGUGGAAAACGUGAAAUUUACCUUUAAAGUAUCCUUCGAGAGAUUGAAUUUCGAAGGGAAGUAUCAGAUCGACGCAAGGAUACUUUUGCUGAAGCUGGCAGGAGAGGGAGAUCUGACUGGGAACUUUGACAAUUAUGACUCCGACGUCGUUCUGAAAGCAAACAAAGUAUUCAGAGACAACGAUGUUUACCUGAAUUUCGAGGGGAUGAAGAUUAAAAUCAGAAUUGGAAAAGCCAAUUUACACUUCAGCAAUUUGUUUGGUGGUGAUACUGUGCUGGGUGCUGCCAGUCAUGAAAUAUUAAACAGCAACAGUGAACUGGUAGUGGAUGAAAUAACACCUGUAUUGGAGACAUCUUUGGCAGAGCUCUUCACAAAUGUUGCUAACAAAAUCACGAAAUCCUUCACGUACAAAGAAUUGUUCCCUGAUGGUUAAACGAGCCUUCAACAACAGAUAUAGUUAUUUAUAAGCAUAUUCGUGCUGAUUGUUGAGAUUCUAUAAUUAAUUUUGUUACUGAUUCCAAUACGGUUUUGGUUGGUUAUCUGUGUGAUACGAUAUUAAAACUUCUAUUAAUUAAACACGAUUCUUGAGAAUAAAUUAUUGAUCCUUUUCUAGAAAAAAA
This is a messenger RNA of Osmia lignaria (orchard mason bee), 1028 nucleotides long. RefSeq names its product protein takeout. The record is from RefSeq and is a predicted model, not a curated record. Gene Ontology annotation, biological process: multicellular organismal reproductive process. Lineage: Eukaryota; Metazoa; Arthropoda; Insecta; Hymenoptera; Megachilidae.